AUUAACCGGCCUGUUGCUGGACAGGCUGCAUGACAGGCUGCUGCUGCCCUCGCCCGCCUAGUCGCUUACCAGUUCCACCUUUCAGCUGCCGGAGGAGCUGCUUCAGCGGUUACAUUCUGUUUUUGGAGCAGAGCAGGGAUACAAUACAGCUAUGUCCGAGGAGGUUGAAGGAACGAGGGCUUCUGAAGAUCAGCAGGAAAUGGAGGACAAAGUAACCAGUCCAGAGAAAGCCGAGGAGGCCAAACUGAAGGCUAGGUAUCCCAACCUUGGAGCCAAGCCUGGAGGCUCAGACCUUCUUAGGAAAAGACUUCAGAAGGGGCAAAAGUAUUUUGAUUCUGGUGACUACAACAUGGCCAAGGCAAAGAUGAAGAACAAACAGCUGCCAUCUGCACCAACAGAGAAGACAGAGAUUACAGGCGGCCACAUCCCAACACCUCAGGACCUGCCUCAAAGAAAGACUUCGAUCGUGGCCAGCAAACUGGCUGGUUGAUGUUUUUAUGUUUACUGUUUUGUUACCAUUCCAGCUCCCACUUCAUAUCUACCUGCCGUUUACGUUUUUGUUAAUUUUUCACCUUUGUAUGUAUUCUGUCAGAACAAGUAAUGUACCAAGUCAAAUUCUUGAGAAAAAUUGGCAACUGUCAGACACUGAAUUGUCAGUGAGUAAAAUCCAACAGAGAAGUAGCUGAAAAUGUGUCUCAGAAUUCUAAAAGAGACUAAAUAGCGGUUUAUUGAACAUGAUCACACUCGUAAAUAUGAAUGGUUGUCAGUGCUAUAUAAGUUUUACAGAGCAUCACUUUUAAGGAUAUAUGCCUCCAUACAAAUUGUCAAACAGUAGUUGAAGAGCCUGCACAGAUGAUCUGUUCACCUCCAAAGGAAUCUUGUUUCACCAUGUUAAUGUUAGUUAAAGAGGCAAAAAUAACAACAGAGAAAAUAUUAUCAAGGUUUGCAUUGAUGUAUGUGUGAGGACUGUAAUUAACAGCUCAUAUGGAGGCAUGUCUGUUUAAAUAGUGAAAAGUGAAGUAAUCCCACUUUGUUUUUUUGUUUUCUAAUCCUUGAUUGUGUGUCCUUUCCUCUCUCUGUGAAACUGUUUGAUUCUGUGCUUUCAACGCACUGAAGAGUAGAUCACACACACUUUGUAGCCAGUUGUGUUUUAAUUCAUUUUAGUGAUAUUGGUUUGCAAAGACUUGCUGCUGGUCUCCAUUUCAUCCUGACCUUUAAAAUGGCCUUAAAAGUAAUGAACCCUCUUGAGCAAUAUUUGCUCCCUCAGUGAGAAUCUUAGUUGUGAAUUUUGCCUGAAAUGUCUGUCACUGUCUGACUGGAAUCACUUAGGAUUUUAUGGAAAGAAACUCCCUUGACAUGUCUGGAGUGUGCAUGUGCAUUUACUGUGCAGUCACACUGUGCCAUUUGUUUUGUAAAUAAAAUAGUUUUGCAUAAUAUCUUUA
Messenger RNA from Acanthopagrus latus (yellowfin seabream), 1442 nucleotides. It is a transcript of the gene arpp19b, whose product is annotated as cAMP-regulated phosphoprotein 19b. Gene Ontology annotation, cellular component: cytoplasm. Gene Ontology annotation, molecular function: protein phosphatase inhibitor activity. The record is from RefSeq and is a predicted model, not a curated record. Bases 152 to 490 code for a protein of 112 amino acids. The transcript is spliced from 3 exons. NCBI's taxonomy places the organism in Eukaryota, Metazoa, Chordata, Actinopteri, Spariformes, Sparidae.